Molecule: messenger RNA, 1005 nt
Organism: Guillardia theta CCMP2712
Lineage: Eukaryota; Cryptophyceae; Pyrenomonadales; Geminigeraceae
Exons: 2
Coding region: 1-1005 (334 amino acids)
Source: RefSeq, a predicted model, not a curated record
AUGGUUCGGCCCUCUGCCUCCCCCGCCUCCAAGACCGUCGCCCUCGCCUUCGCCCAAGCGGUCUCCCGCGCCGUCCCUUCUCUCAGCCACUUCUUCAUCCCCCGCAAGGGCCGCCUCUCCAUGUACGACGCCCUCCGCGACUGCAUCCCGCCUGCCGUCCGCUCGCACAGCCAAGUCAUGGGAGAAUACGGUGUGAGGGAGGUGGAGUUCAACAAGGUCCUCGAGCACAACGGCUUCACCAAGAUCCGCGACCGCUGCAUCCUCCCCGACAAGGUGGAGGCGACGGACUUGUCAAGGAGCGGCAGCGCGCGCUACUUCUUCUCCAACCGCCGCUGGAGGAACCCCGACGACCCCCACGAGCUCCAGGAGCUCCGGCAGGCCUGGCUCAAGCUCCGCCAGCUCGCGUGGAUGCUCGGGGCGGACGUGAGCCUGGAGGCGCUGGAGCAGUGCUGCCGGGAGAGGUACCGGGCGUGGGCGGAGAUCACGACCAACUGGAGCAAGGCGCCGCGUCGGGUGUACCGGAAGAAGCGCAGCAGCAAGAGGCAGGCCCCAGCCGCUACUAAGCCAGCAGACUAUGACGACCUCUGCUCGUCCCCGCAUGACGCGACGCCAUGGUUGCCAACGUGCUCGUCGCUGUCGGGGGGCAGCGAGACCGACAAGACGGGAGGACGUCAGGCGUGGGGUGCUGGCGGGGAGCCGCCCGAGGACUCGGACCAACAAGAGCUGUCGGAGACGGUCACGGACCUCACGAUGAUACCCGGCGAGUCGCGCGAGCAGCACAAGGCGCAGUGUAAGCGGGGGGCAUGGGCCCUCUGCCUUGACGACGACGCGGACCAGCAGGAGGAGCAGGCGGAGAAGUGGAGGCUUUGGGUCGCAUCAGAGGCAUGGGAGGAGGACGAUUGGAGCGAGGAGAGUCUGCCGAUGGUAGGGUGGGAGACGCCGGAGGAGAUCGUGGGGGGCGGGGAGGGGAGGGGGGUAAGCGUGAAGUACGCGAGGGAGAGCUAG